Messenger RNA from Asparagus officinalis (garden asparagus), 993 nucleotides. Its product is annotated as F-box/kelch-repeat protein SKIP25. NCBI's taxonomy places the organism in Eukaryota, Viridiplantae, Streptophyta, Magnoliopsida, Asparagales, Asparagaceae. The record is from RefSeq and is a predicted model, not a curated record. Gene Ontology annotation, molecular function: protein binding.
AUGAGGGCCAAUCAGCUAAAUCGCAGAAGAAAUAAAACGCCAGAAGCUCACCUCCCCAAAGCUCAGAAGCCUCUCCCUCUGGAGGCUCAUCAUCUCAUACCGAAUGUCCCGCUCAAAGCGAUCCAGAGUCUCCUCCUCCUCCUCCUCCUCCCCCGCGCCGCCGCCGCCGCCGACGCCAUUGCCGCCGACAAAUCCCGCCGCCCAGGAGGAGCUCCUCCUCCCGGCCUCCCCGACCACCUCGCCCACCUCUCGCCUCUCCUCUCCCCUCCUCCUCUUCUCAGUCUCCCGCUCCUGGCGCAGCCUCCUCUCCUCCACCUCCCCCUACCCAACCUCUACGCCCUCCUCUCGGCCCCGACCCGGACCCGAUCUCCCUCUCCUCCUUCACCGGUGACCGGCAAGUGGGCCCGCUCCGCGCCCUCCCUCCCCAGCCCCCACUCACCCGACCCCUCCUUCGUCGCCCGCCGCCUCCCCGUCCAGUCCGCAUCCGCCGGCAAACUGGUCCUCGUCUCGCCACCGCCGCGGCCUCUCCCCGCCUCCCCAGCCCUCGUCUUCGACCCCUCGGCUCCCGCUGGCACCUGGGCCCGAGAUCCCUCCCCCCGCCGCUGGUGCGCCGUCGGAUCCCGCCGCAGGAGGGUCUACGUGGCGUCCGGCGUCGGGUCCGAGUACAGCUCCGAGCUCGCGAGGUCGGCCGAGAAGUGGGACCUGAAACGGGCCGGGUCCGGGUGGGAGCCUCUGAGCCCGUUGAGAGACGGCAGGUUCAGCCGGGAGGCCAUCGAGAUGGUGUUUUCCAACGAAAGCUGUGGCAUGGUGAAUCGAGGGGCGAGGGCGAAGGAGGGAAUAACUUACGACGUCGGAUCCGACAGAUGGGCCGAGAUGCCUGCUGGCUCUUGUUGGCUGGGUCGGUCCGCGGCGGUCGUCGAAGACGGCGGCCGAUUUUUUUUUCGCCGCCGGAGGGGAGGAGGGUUGUCGCGCUGCACGUGUUGCCCAGGAUGA